Molecule: messenger RNA, 2734 nt
Organism: Lycium barbarum (goji berry)
Lineage: Eukaryota; Viridiplantae; Streptophyta; Magnoliopsida; Solanales; Solanaceae
Product: RING-H2 finger protein ATL52-like
Exons: 1
Coding region: 1464-2474 (336 amino acids)
Biological process (GO): protein ubiquitination
Molecular function (GO): transferase activity
Source: RefSeq, a predicted model, not a curated record
AUAAAUCAAUCAUGUUACCAAUGAGAGGUCCACCAUCGAACCCGGAAAAAGUGAGUUAAAGAAUUAAAUUAAUCAUCACAUUUUCUGAAGCAUGAAUUUCAGUGGAAAUCUGACUUUGCUUAGGGAAUCAAAGAGAUUCUUCAAAGGCAUUGGUUGAGUUUGUUAAACUAGUAUCAUCUCCUUCUUUUGCAAACUUCAAUGGUGCUUGGAAAGAAAAAGCUAAAAGAAAAAUGAGAAACGAAAGGAAUACUAAUUAUUGAUCCUCCUGCUGAGGAAGCUAUUUGGGAGAAUAAAAGGAAAAAGAAAAGCAAUUAUUGAUACAACAUCUUAAGUAGAGAUUUAGAUAUACCUAAAUGGAUCUAACAAGGAAAAAAAGAGGAGUGUGAGAGGAAGAUAUUUCUUGGAUAUUACAAUUUGGAAAUGUUACAUAAUUGACCAUAUCCUUCACCCACAUAAUCCAGGAAAGAUACCUCAUGACUGAUAAAGUUCAGUUCAAUUACAUUCUCUUCACUCCUUUAGUUUCUCAUUUCACUCACUCCAUUACAUUUUCCCUGUCCAUUCCUAGAAUUUAGAUCAAUAUUUAGAGCCAGACACUGAAAACGCCAAAAUAACAUCAAACUUUUAAAAAGUAGCGUUUGUUGGACAAAAUAUUAUCAAGAACCAAAAUGAGAAUAUAUACUUCUUCUCUCAAGUGGCUAUAUAGCCAAGAUUCCCAUUCCCAUGUCAAAGUCAGAAAGAUAAUGAAGAAUACUUUUGGUUGAUUUUAUAAGUAUGGGCUACUCUAAUGGUUCUUACUUUGGGUACUCAACAAGUUAAUGAAAUAAUUAAAAGUAACAAAUCUUACAUAGUGGUUAGUAUAACAAGGUUUCUUUACUUUCUUGGUGGAAGUGAUUGAGUAGAUCUGCUUAAGGAUGAAGAUACUGGCAAGGUCAACUUUGUGAACUAGUUUACUUAAUAUAAAAAUCACAGAAUCUCAGGCAAUAUAUAUUACUUUAUAGUGUUUUGUGUUAAUUCGAAGUGGCUUAAACCAUAAUUAAAGCACUGCUUACUUUGAUGAGUUCCCUACAAACAUGACCAUAUUAGUAAAUAAACCACUAUCAACAACAAAGCAAGUUAAAGAAGGGAUUGAGAAAAAAGAAGAACACAGGAAAAGAGAAACAAAACCAAAUAAGGAGGAGGAAAAAAGGAAGAAAAGAAAACUAAAGGUAAAUACCUAUCACAAAGCAUUCUUCCUCCCUGGCUUAUUAUUCUCUUUGCUUUCCACUUAACUACUUUAUCUGUGCCACCCUCUUUCACCUUCACCUCAAAGCAACACUCAUAUUUUCUCUCUGUUUCAUUCUUCCAUUGCUCUUCACUUCCUUCUCAUUUCUCUAAUUUGGUUUGAUUAGUCUGUCAAGAUUACUGUCCUUGAAAGUGUGAUGGUAAGUUCCUUUUUCUCGUCUAUUUUUUCUUGAGUUUAAUAAAUGGUACCUGUAAAUAGUUCAAUAACUUGGGCACCACAUAUGAGCACAAGGGAUUGUUCUCAAGGAUUCUGCAGUUUAUACUGCCCACAAUGGUGUUAUAUAAUUUUCCCACCUCCACCUCCAUUCGACUUCCCAGCUGAUGAUGAUGAUUCUGGUCCAAAUUUAUCUCCUCUAGUUAUCGGCAUCAUGGGAAUUCUUGUCAGUGCUUUCCUUCUAGUUAGCUACUAUGUCAUAAUGUCGAAGUGUUGCGGCCACAGGAUUGCUUUGAGAAGAAGGGAUAAUCAUCUUAAUGAUUCGGAACUAGAAGAUAAUGACCCUUCAAAUCAUGAGGCAUGGCAUGUGAACAAUACAGGUUUAGACGAGUCUCUUAUCAGGUCGAUUAGGGUGUUUAAGUACAAGAAAGGAAGUGGAUUAGCCGAGGGAACGGAUUGUUCUGUUUGUUUGAGUGAAUUUCAAGAAGAUGAAAGCCUGAGACUUUUACCAAAAUGCAGCCAUGCUUUUCAUGUUAUGUGCAUCGAUACGUGGCUUAAAUCUCACUCCAAUUGCCCUUUAUGUCGCGCUAAUAUAGUGUUUGUAAAUGCCUCACCACCUCCAUUACCUCAUCAAGUUAUUGAAGUUAUCGAAGCUCCUCUGAUGAACGAAAGAACCUCCGAAAACCAACCUGAAAACGAUAUAGAAAUGGGGGUCAGAGAGGAAGAUGAAGAAGAAGUUGCAGAAAGUAGAGUACCCCCCAAGAGGCUAAUAACAGAAAAUAUGAAUCUACAAAUUAGAAGAUCAGUAUCGAUGGACCAAGUAUCACGAGGCGUUUUAUCUAUAGCUGAUAUACUAAAGAUUGAUCACGACGAAGAUAUUGGAACAUCAAAACAAGAAGUAGGGGAAGCAGAAGGAAGCACAUUACCACAUUGUGUCUCAUGUCCUAUGGGGAUGAAGAGAUCUUUUUCCAGUGGGAGAUUCAUGUUUCCUAAACGUGGAAGAGGACAAAACAUGAUCAUCCCAUUGAGAGAUUCUUGAAAAAAUUAUGCCAAGAUUAGGAGGAUUUUGUGCAUUUAUGCACUUAGGUAAAGAGUUCAUAUAAAGAAAGAGAGUUUGAUUAGGUUUUUGCUUUAAGUACUUGAGGUUUUGUCCGUGUUGUAAGCUCAAUCUUCUAAUUUUGUUCUUCCUUUUUCUUCUUGUCUUCACUACCUAUAUUUUUUCUUUGUUUGAUGGAGUAUCAUUUUGUGCUCACCAAGUUAAACCAAAAACAAGUUCAAAUAUUAUGUAUCACUUUACUA